Messenger RNA from Penicillium diatomitis, 1689 nucleotides. RefSeq lists its product as uncharacterized. Gene Ontology annotation, biological process: transmembrane transport. The transcript is spliced from 3 exons. The coding region runs from base 1 to 1689 and encodes 562 amino acids. NCBI's taxonomy places the organism in Eukaryota, Fungi, Ascomycota, Eurotiomycetes, Eurotiales, Aspergillaceae. The record is from RefSeq and is a predicted model, not a curated record. Gene Ontology annotation, molecular function: transmembrane transporter activity.
AUGGGCCAAAAUGAGAUUGAUUCAGAAGAUGCCUUUGGUCGUGAACGCAAAACGAACAUUGGUAUUCUCAGUACCAUCAGUCCAGACGUACAUGAAAAGGCUCAAGAGAGUCAAUUACAGCUCUUUGAAGGCCCUCGAUCAGAUGAACAACAGCAAUGGCACCCAGACCUCCGAGACUGGUUGGUGUUUGUCAAUAUCCUCGUUUUCGCGAUGAUGGAUACUUUUGAUGCCACAGUGAUGAUACCUAUAGUUCCUGAAAUGAAAGCUGACUUCAACGCCUUCAAGCGACUAGCCAAUGCACUCAACGAGCCUAUUGUUACCACUCUCUGGGUGAGCACCAGCUACCUCAUCGCCAGUACCGCCAGCCAAUUGUUCUUCACCAUGGCAUGCGACGUCUUCACCCAUGGCCCGCUAUGGAUCGUGGCAGGUAUCUUGAGCACGAUCGGAUCGGGAAUCUGCGCCGGUUCAACAAGCUUGACCGCGCUGAUCAUUGGCCGCUCGAUACAAGGAAUAGGCGGCGGCGGUGCAACAGCACUUUGCUUUGUGAUCAUGCAAGACACAACGCCCAAGUCGAUCCAUUCCCGUUAUUCGUGCUAUAUCCAGUUGACGCGAUUUAUCGGGAUAGUGUUGGGCCCUGCAGUCGGGGGAAUCUUCACUGAUAAAGGCACGUGGACAUGGGCGUGCUAUUUCAACUUUGUCUUCUGCGGACUAGGCUUACUGUUGAUCCCGGUUUCCGUGGACUUGCGCAUCUCGAGAAACAUUCCGCUUCGAACGCUUCGCAUCUUGGAUUGGUCCGGCGCGACAAUGGCUAUACUGGGUCCAACUAGUCUUCUGAUCGGUCUCGCCUGGGGAGGUGUCCUGUACAAAUGGACAGAAUGGCAAACAAUAAUGCCUAUCGCUGUCGGGCUUUCGACCAUGAUUGCCCUGAUCUUGUACGAGUCAACAUGGGCUCUUCGUCCGCAUUUUGGAUCAAAAGUAUUCAGAUCCACAACAACAACAAUGACUUACAUUGGCUGCUUCUGCCAUGGCUUCGUGCUAUUCGCUCAAAUGCAGCAUUAUGCAUUCUUCUUAAUGUUGACAAAGGAUUUUUCCACAACGCAUGCUGGCUUGUCGCUGUUAGCACUUACCGGCUUCGCACUUACCCCAGCCGCCGUCGUGGGAGUUGCCUUUGCAAACAAGCCGCAGUAUACCCGAUACGUCACCUCUGGUGGAUGGACGCUGAAUCUUCUUGCAUCUAGCUGUUCAAUCCUUCUCGGAAGGAAGACACCCAUCAUUGGACUUGUCUUUCUGCUCCUGACUGCGGGUCUCGGUCACGGGCUUCUUUUAGCAAGCUAUAGUACCAAAGCGCACAGCAUGGCAGGGUCCGGAAGUAAAUCAUUUGCUAGGAGGCCGGUUGCAGUCUCGAACUUUAUGCGCGCAUGGGGUAUGGCAAUGGCCAUACCCAUUGGAGGAGUGAUAUUCUUGAACAUGCAUGAGCGUCAGCUUGAACACCUUGGACUUGGGAAGGACUUGGUUAAUACUGCUCAGGGAUACUUGGUUCUGAUGAAUCAGGUAAAGAUGUCCCAUGGAGAGCGGACGGCCAUGCAUGAUGCCUCAUCAAAGUCACUACAAGUCGUAUGGAUGGUAAUGACUGGCGUGAGUGCAUUGGGCGGUUUUUCAACUGUCUUUGCAUGGGGAGCACGGUUGUGA